AUGGCGGCAAUGGAGACUAUCUACUCUGCUACUUAUAGCAGUGUCCCGGUGUACGAGUUCAAAAUCGAUGGCGACAGUGUGAUGCGACGGAGGGCUGAUGACUGGGUUAAUGCAACACAUAUUUUGAAGGCUGCUGGCUUUGAUAAGCCCGCGAGAACUCGAAUCCUCGAGCGAGAGGUGCAGAAGGGUGUGCAUGAAAAAGUACAAGGCGGUUACGGCAAAUACCAGGGAACAUGGAUCCCACUACCGGAAGCCCGCAUGCUUGCAGAACGAAACAAUAUAUUCACCAAACUAGCUCCUAUCUUUGAAUAUGUCGCUGGAGACCAGAGUCCACCGCCAGCACCAAAACACUCCUCGGCUCCCUCGAAGCCGAGGGCACCACGGAAAUCUACCAACCGCACUGCUGCAGCAGAGAUUUUUAAUGUUGUACAGCCACAGCGGAGCAUGGGCCCCCCGACCCUCCCUCACGAACAAUAUGAGAUGAGCGCUGGGUUCGAUGACAACGAGUCAAUUGAACAAGCAACCAUUGAAUCAUCCUCCAUGGUCGCAGAUGAAGACAUGCUUCAAAUGUCCCAGCAUGGAGGUCGCAAGCGCAAGCGAGGAGUGAAUGAGGCAUCUGUCAUGUCCAUUAGCGAGCAGGAGCAUAUCAUCUAUGGUGACCAGCUCUUGGACUAUUUUAUGACCGUGGGCGAUGCUCCUCAGGCCACGCGCAUUCAGCCUCCAGAGCCACCCGCACAAUUCCAAGUUGAUCGUGCCAUUGAUGAUUCGGGAAAUACGGCCUUGCACUGGGCUUGUGCGAUGGGUGACCUGGUAAUUGUGCAGGAUCUCCUGCGUAGAGGGGCUAAUAUGAAAGUUUUGUCUAUUCACGAAGAAACCCCGCUCGUGCGAGCUGUUCUGUUCACUAAUAACUAUGAGAAGCGCACAUUCCCGGCUUUGUUAGAUAUGCUCUUGGAUACCAUCUCAUUUAGAGACUGGUUUGGUGCGACGCUGUUUCAUCAUAUUUCCGAAACUACCAGAAGCAAGGGCAAGUGGAAGAGUUCGAGGUACUACUGCGAGGUUACUCUUGACAAAUUAUGCAAAUCUUGUUCGCAAGACGAGAUUGAUUUAUUGUUGUCAUGUCAGGACGACAACGGCGACACCGCUGUGUUGGUGGCUGCACGCAACGGCGCAUUUCGACUAGUCAAUAUGCUCCUUACCCAUUGUCCUCGCGCCGGCGACCUCAUGAACAAGAAGGGGGAGACGGCCACCAGCAUCACUCAACGUUUUCACCACGCAGACCACGAUAUCCCACCAGCCCCGUCCUCUGUCACCAUGGCCAAUGAUCAGAUUGAUGGCCUUGGAGGCGAUCUUAUGCCUUCGGAUCGCCAUUCGGUUGCGCCGCCGGUCGAUUCCGCGGUCACCUCCGAGCUGCUCUCAAAGAUUGGCACCAUCAUGUCUGAGGCAAACAAGAGACUCGCCGUAACCUACGGCAAUUCCAAGAUAACCCACCAAGACUCCAACGACAUCGCCAACCCGGAGGCCCUGUACGAACAACUGGAAUCAGAUCGCCAAAAGAUUCAGAAACAAGUGGCCGCACUGGCUGCAAAGGAGGCAGAGCUUGAGCCCAGCGACAUCCAGCUUGAACGAUACGAGAAGCUGCGGGCUCACUAUGAGUCUCUCCUCGAGCAGAUGCAACAUGCCCGUCUUUCGUCGCAGCUGAGCAACGGCGCCCCUGCCGAGACCCCGAAGCCCGAUCCAUCUUCUCUCAGUCAGCAGGAGCUGAUAGAGCGGUUCACCCUUGCUCGCGCCCUGAUCACAGCCCAAAAGACGCGUCGUGAUGCGGUCAAAGACCUUGCACAGCAGACCGCCGAUGCGGGCGUGAGCACCAAGUUUGACGUCCACCGUAAACUUGUGGCCCUGGCCACCGGUCUCAAGGAAGAAGAGCUUGACCCGAUGGCAGCCGAGCUGGCUGAGACCCUGGAAUUCGACCGCAUGAACGGCAAAGGCGCGUCGCCCGAGCCGGAGCUGCGGCAGCUGCCGUCCCAGAACAACUCAGCUACACUUCCCGCUGGGGAUGGCGUUUCAGUGGUGGAUGCCUAA
Messenger RNA from Penicillium canariense, 2079 nucleotides. Its product is annotated as putative APSES transcription factor. Gene Ontology annotation, molecular function: protein binding; transcription regulator activity; DNA binding. The coding region runs from base 1 to 2079 and encodes 692 amino acids. Gene Ontology annotation, cellular component: SBF transcription complex; MBF transcription complex. Lineage: Eukaryota; Fungi; Ascomycota; Eurotiomycetes; Eurotiales; Aspergillaceae. The transcript is spliced from 3 exons. The record is from RefSeq and is a predicted model, not a curated record.